AUGAGCUCGCGCAAGAAUCAAGACCAGAAUGCUCAAAUAGAAGCCCUAUCUGCAUUGCGUUCGACACUGUCUGUCAAGUCAGGGGAAACUAUCGGUCCUCAAGAUGAGAGAGUCGCGCUUGUUGUGCAGUGGAUGGAGAGUUCGCCAGGUGCUCAUGAUAUUUUUGAGUUAUGGGAGAGUAGCAAUCAAUCGUCCAGUCAAUCCCUUCUUGUGUCUUUGCUAUCGUCGGUUCUCACUCUGCUGUACUCUCAUUUCCCAUACCACUCGCACGGCAUUCCAAUUAUCAAAACGCUGUUGUCCCCAAAAUGGAUGCGUAGAAUCACGUCUUACGUCUCCGGUUCCAAUGAACUUAUUCUCAUUUCUUUGAAAUUGUUGAACGCUAUCUCUCACUUUGGAGGUGGGAGGGAACGGAAGACGCUUUUUGAAGCAUUUCCGUGGGACAUAAAUGUGUACAACCUUGCCCUCGUCCUUAGAAACAGAUUCCAGCCGCAGAGCAUGCUGUCUGACUUGGAUGAGGCCAUCGAGCUUCAUCGCGCUGCACUGCUCCUCCGUUCCCCUGGCCAUUUUGAUUGA
Suillus paluster is the source of this 573-nucleotide messenger RNA. RefSeq lists its product as uncharacterized. The transcript has 5 exons. The coding region runs from base 1 to 573 and encodes 190 amino acids. Lineage: Eukaryota; Fungi; Basidiomycota; Agaricomycetes; Boletales; Suillaceae. The record is from RefSeq and is a predicted model, not a curated record.